This is a messenger RNA of Ruditapes philippinarum (Manila clam), 2356 nucleotides long. RefSeq names its product angiopoietin-related protein 7-like. Lineage: Eukaryota; Metazoa; Mollusca; Bivalvia; Venerida; Veneridae. The record is from RefSeq and is a predicted model, not a curated record. The transcript is spliced from 2 exons. The coding region runs from base 424 to 2025 and encodes 533 amino acids.
UCCGGCGAGAACCAUUGCACGAGAAAUCGUGAAGCUACCUAUUACCGUGAAAUUAAUUGUUUCCCAAAGUUCUUGUUUAUGACAGGAACAUUAUUAAAUAAGCGACUGGCGUGUAAUUUCGACAGAAAAUAAAAUAUUUAGUGUGUGACAAGGGAGUAAAUCGCUCGCAGAGAUUAUUAUUUCGGAAAUUGAUUGAAUAAAGAUUUCACGAGACGAUGUUACGAAGUCAAGCCGGUAAUAUAAGUGUUAGUCUAUAUCCCUGAAAAGCAGCAGCGGAUAAAUAUCUGAAUUUCAUAUCAAAUUAAUGUCGCAGGAUUCUCUUCUUCAGCUAGCAUGGAUUUAAUUAUUUGUAAAACGUUUCCUUUAUGGUAUGAAGAAAACAUCAUGGAAGGUUUAUAAAAAGAGAUUUUAAAUAGCUACACAAUGUUGAUUAUAACACUUAUCUCGUGCAUUUUGCACGUGCUGAAUGGCGAACAAUAUUUAAAUCGUGAUUGUCGGUAUGAGUUUAAUGUGUGGCAACCCGACGCUGACGAAUUGCAACGCAUGCGUACAUUAGAAAUACAAUACGCCAACUUUUCAAACUACAUUAACAAAGAACUUUUGCUCGUGCAGGUACAACGUGCCAGUGAUCUCGAUGUAUACCGAAACUGGACGAUAAUGUAUGACAAAUCACUGAUGGAAUUAAAAACGGAACAAUUACAAAAAUACGUGGAACUUCAAGAACUUAGAGUAAAAGUCGGAAUUUACGAAAUAAAAUUGGAAGAGAUGAAAGAAAAAUUCGAGGAUUCAAAAUAUCGUUCAGCGACUCAUAGAUCUGGGCGCAAGAAACACGUGCGAAAAGACAGAAUGUUACCUACAUACGGUUCUCAAUCAGACACGCCCAGAGAACAACUGCUUGAUAGCUUGAAAAACAUGGUUACUGACCUGAAAGCUGAAUGGAUCCUUCUGAAGCGAGAAUUCAUAGAUAUGAGAAGUGAUAAUAAGAAUUUACACAGAGUCCAAAACAGUUUGUAUAACUCCAGCGAAGCGUGUCACACAGAGACCAGCCAGCUGCGAGAAUUAUAUAGACUUCUUGGACAGACGGACAGGAGAAUAGAAAGCGAUAUAGAGGGUAUACAUUUUAAAAUAGAGCAUCUGAGCCAAGAUCUGAAGUCUAUUAAGUCGGCCCAAGAGACAGUGAAAAGUGAUGUCUUGUCAGCCGAGAAUGGACUGUCGGCACUACAGGCCUCCUCGAUGGUAAUGAGUGAAAAACUGUCGGUUAUACAAUCGCAGAUGGAGCCUAGCAUUCAACCCUCGCGUGGUGCUGUCCAAGAUAGUAAACUUGGCCAUGUAGAAAUAGGAAAAACUACAAAUCUGACACCCAAUAAAAUACCUAAAGAUUGUGGUGAUAUCGUCGACCAAGGACAUGUAAUGAGCGGCUUGUAUAAAGUAAAACCAUCUGACAACAUGUUACUAGAUUAUGUCUAUUGUGAAAUCGUCGACGGUGUCGGCUAUACGGUGAUACAGAGAAGAGCCGACGGUCUACAAGACUUCAGCAAGGGCUGGCUGGAAUAUAAGAUCGGAUUUGGUAACAUGUAUGGCGAUUUCUGGGUUGGUAAUGACUUUCUCCACGCCCUUACAAAAAACAAUGAAUAUGGACUAACCAUAGAAAUUUGGGACUGGGAAGGGAACAAAACUUUUGCAAAGUAUAAUAUCUUCACCAUUGGAGACGAAGACAGUCGAUAUCGUCUGCACGUGAGUCGUUUCACAGGGGACGCUGGAGAUUCUCUCACUUACCAUGAUGGAAUGAAGUUCAGUACUGCAGACCACGACAACGAUCUUUCUGACCGGAACUGUGCCGCAGAUAAUAAAGGUGGUUGGUGGUUUAGUGGAUGUUACUUCAGUAAUUUAAAUGGCGCCUAUCAUAUUGGCUGGUACUCGCCGGGUCAGUCGGCAUUCGCGGACGGCACUGUUUGGUACACACUAAAAGACUCGGACAUGUAUUCGGUUAGAAAAGUUGUGAUGAAAAUAAAUAAAGAAAUAUAGAAUUGUUUUAACUUGAACAGCGGCGUCAGUGUAAAGUUGGCUAUUGAGUAUAAUGAUAGAACUUGUACAUGCACUGUUUACUUAACUUUUGGUUGUGAUUAAUUUAGGUUGUAAUCGCUCGAGACAGACUGAAUUCAGACGCGAUGCUUUAGUCUUUAAAUGUGUUAUUAUAUUUGUUCCUUUGACGUUAUUUUUUUUCAAGAUAUAAACGGCCAAUUUAUAUGAAUAAAGCGAGGUUAUAUAUUAUGCUCACAAGAGGAGCUCUUUGUGGAUUAUGUACAGAUUAGGAUACCAUCUAUGCUGGGGAUUAUCAACUGUUACUAGCGUGUAU